Messenger RNA from Arabidopsis thaliana (thale cress), 1639 nucleotides. Its product is annotated as Aldolase-type TIM barrel family protein. NCBI's taxonomy places the organism in Eukaryota, Viridiplantae, Streptophyta, Magnoliopsida, Brassicales, Brassicaceae. Gene Ontology annotation, biological process: carbohydrate metabolic process; pentose-phosphate shunt. The transcript has 9 exons. Gene Ontology annotation, molecular function: D-ribulose-phosphate 3-epimerase activity; racemase and epimerase activity, acting on carbohydrates and derivatives. The record is from RefSeq and is marked reviewed. The coding region runs from base 411 to 1088 and encodes 225 amino acids.
AGUUUUGUUUAGUAUAGAUUGAACUUGAAGGGACAUGACAAAUAAAUUCCAUAAUUAAAGGAAGAAAAAAGAUCAUUAGAUCGUUGACCCACAAACAAAAAAGAAAGAAAGAAAAAGAGACAAUUGGGCCAACUGUUUUGGGUGGUAUAUAAAUGGGUCGGGUCGUUGUAGUAAUAAGAUCCAUUAAAAAAAGAAGUCGUCUCUCUCAAAUUGCAAAAUCACCCCCACACCAAAAGACAAAAUUACCCUGCGAUUUAAUUAUUAUGAAUUUAUGACGGUACCUCCACGUCAACAUAAUGGCUGAUGCCACGUCAUCACGCAUGUUGAGAUUUGGUGGAGAGAUCCGGGGUUCUUAGAGGUAUCCAACUAUCCAUCCAUCAUCGGUCAGUCCCCAAAGUCGGCGGAAGAAGAUGGUGUCGCCGAAAAUAGCACCGUCGAUGCUGUCAUCGGACUUCGCAAAUCUAGCGGCGGAGGCCAAUCGGAUGAUCGAUUUGGGCGCCAACUGGCUUCACAUGGAUAUUAUGGACGGGCAUUUUGUCCCUAAUCUUACGAUUGGUGCUCCUGUCAUCGAGAGUUUGCGAAAGCACACUAAUGCAUAUCUUGAUUGCCACCUUAUGGUGACGAACCCCAUGGAUUACGUUGCACAGAUGGCUAAAGCUGGGGCUUCUGGUUUCACAUUCCACGUCGAGGUGGCCCAAGAUAAUUGGCAACAACUUGUCGAGAAGAUUAAGUCUACUGGGAUGAGACCAGGCGUGGCUCUAAAGCCUGGAACACCUGUUGAACAAGUCUAUCCUCUGGUUGAAGGGACAACUCCGGUUGAAAUGGUUCUUGUGAUGACUGUAGAACCUGGAUUUGGAGGCCAGAAGUUUAUGCCUGACAUGAUGGACAAGGUCCGGGCAUUGAGGCAAAAAUACCCAACACUUGAUAUUCAGGUGGAUGGCGGCUUAGGCCCUUCAACGAUCGACACAGCGGCUGCAGCAGGCGCCAACUGUAUUGUUGCUGGAAGUUCAGUGUUUGGAGCUCCGGAGCCAGGAGAUGUCAUCUCCCUUCUGAGGACCAGUGUUGAGAAAGCCCAACCCACCACUUGAGUGAGUACCCAUUUUCUAAAUAAGCUGCACGUGGUGGCGGUGGUGCUGAGACGGCGUUGUAUUCUCAUCGGAAGAUGGUACCUCUUCGUUUCUCUCAAGGUUAAAAAGCUGGUCCUUUAUGUUUUAAAAUCAUCUCGUGAAUCGUGAUACUUAGUCUUGGUUCCAAGAACUGUAUAACGUCAUUUUGAGUUAUUAAUUCCCUCACCACACAGAUUAUUUCAUAGGAGUUGGGUACCAAGAGUAGUGUGCAAUGUAUAAUUAGUAAUUUAAUAAACGUAUUAGGUUCAGUCAUUUUGGAAUGGUUAUAAUUAUGAAUACAAGUAUACAACAUGAACAUUCCAGUGUUAAGUAGUAAUUUUGUAGUUACCUCUCUUAAGAUUCCCUUGUUUUUAUUUUCGGGGUCAACAUAGGUAUUUAUUGCAAGAUGGACCUAAGAGUACUUAGCCUUUUAGCACCUUGUCGUUGCUUUGUAUGGCAUGUCUUUUCAGUUUCUUGAUAAUGUUUUUCUGUUUUUCCCCUACUAUCAAAUUCCCAAAUCAUUCUCCACACAC